Molecule: messenger RNA, 357 nt
Organism: Trichoderma reesei QM6a
Lineage: Eukaryota; Fungi; Ascomycota; Sordariomycetes; Hypocreales; Hypocreaceae
Product: microtubule-associated protein
Exons: 3
Coding region: 1-357 (118 amino acids)
Biological process (GO): cellular response to nitrogen starvation; macroautophagy
Cellular component (GO): autophagosome; cytosol; fungal-type vacuole membrane
Molecular function (GO): phosphatidylethanolamine binding
Source: RefSeq, a predicted model, not a curated record
AUGCGCAGCAAGUUCAAGGACGAGCACCCCUUCGAGAAGCGCAAGGCCGAGGCCGAGCGCAUCCGACAGAAGUACUCCGAUCGCAUUCCUGUCAUCUGCGAAAAGGUCGAGAAGAGCGACAUCGCUACCAUCGACAAGAAGAAGUACUUGGUUCCCGCGGACCUGACAGUAGGCCAGUUCGUCUACGUCAUCCGCAAGAGGAUCAAGCUUUCGCCCGAGAAGGCCAUUUUCAUCUUCGUGGAUGAAGUCCUUCCCCCGACCGCUGCUCUUAUGAGCAGCAUCUACGAGGAGCACAAGGACGAGGAUGGAUUCCUGUACAUCACGUACUCCGGCGAGAACACCUUUGGUACCGCAUAA